Apis mellifera (honey bee) is the source of this 2615-nucleotide messenger RNA. Its product is annotated as broad-complex core protein isoforms 1/2/3/4/5. Bases 931 to 2445 code for a protein of 504 amino acids. Lineage: Eukaryota; Metazoa; Arthropoda; Insecta; Hymenoptera; Apidae. Gene Ontology annotation, cellular component: nucleus. Gene Ontology annotation, molecular function: DNA binding; protein binding. The transcript has 3 exons. The record is from RefSeq and is a predicted model, not a curated record. Gene Ontology annotation, biological process: regulation of transcription by RNA polymerase II.
AGUUUAUGCGCUGAUAAUCUGCUCAUUAAAUAAAUGCACUAAUCGCUUAACUAUUUCUUUAAAGGUCAAAAUUAUGUACUUAUUUACUCACAAACCGUUUUCAGAUAUCGUUCAUUUAUUGCUAAUGUCUUUCAUUCAUUACUAACAUAAGGUUUUAAAAUUCUAACCGAAAUAUUUCGCAUAAAGAGUUGCCAGUUACGCCACUGGGCACACACAGCAAUGGCGAUAGUAUACGAAUACACACGUACGACCACCCCUAUGCAAGAAGAGCCAUGGCCAUGACCAGCUCGGUUUAGUGCGUCUUCUACUCACAACUCGUCAGUGGUCGCCGAGUAGGCCGUGGGAGAGGGUUCUUAUUCGUAUUAUAAUUUUAUUUUGCUGCGGGUGUGCACUGAUACUGUUAUUAUUAUCAUCAUUUGGCUACUUAAAUCUUAAAAGGAAAUAACGUAACAAUUACGAAAACAAACCUCAAUGAAGAUAACCAAAUAUUGGAUAAUAAAAAUUCUGAGAGUAAUAAAAACAUUGGAUAGCAAUAGAAAAUAGACUAAAACGGAAAUAUAGAAAACGAAGAUAAAAGUUUUUGUGAAUUGUGCUUUUAUAAAUGAGACUUUCUAAGAUUUAUUUAUAAAAAAAGGAUUACCAAUUUAUGAAAAUUAAAGAGAUGUGAAAAGAUUCAUUUUAAUCAGCAGUUUCGCGCAUAUAUGCGCCCUCAUACGUCAUGCGCAGUUACUAAGGGUUGGAUUCUCGCGGCAACAUUUUUGUAGGCUGGUUCGACGGAAUUGAGUGACGAAUACGAGUGCACACACAUGUUAACUUAAUCAUAUAUCUCCUAGCAUACUCGGCGGCCAUUUGAACAGCUUCGUCAUACGGUGCCAGCUUUUUCAAAAGGGAGAACCGGGUUGACAAAUUCUGUUUUACUAAUUGAUCGAAAUGGCGAGUACUUCACAACAAUAUUGUCUGCGCUGGAACAAUCAUCGCUCUAAUUUAUUAACAAUGUUUGAUAAGUUAUUGCAAAACGAGGCAUUUACUGACGUGACUUUGGCAGUUGAUGAAGGUGCAUCUGUUAAAUGCCACAAAAUGGUUUUAGCGGCAUGUUCCUCUUAUUUUCAAACUCUAUUUAUUGAUUUACCAUGCAAGCAUCCAAUUGUAGUAUUAAAAGACGUGAAAUACUCUGAUAUUAAAGCUAUCUUAGAAUAUAUGUAUCGAGGUGAAGUAAAUGUGGCUCAAGAACAAUUAGCUGGUUUAUUAAAAGUCGCAGAAGUAUUAAAAGUGAAGGGAUUGGUUGAAGAAAAUAACUCUCAAAGUCAUCAAGAAGAAGUGGAAACAUCUAUGUCUCCUCCGCCAGCCAUAAGUACCAGUACAACCAGUAGUGCAGCUCAUAGUAGUGGACAUAUAUCUCCACCGCAUUCUACAGGGACCACGUAUAAUAUUUACGGCAAAUCACCAAUUGAUCGAAAUAGCCGGUUAGCGCUACCAAUGUGGCCUUUAUCAAGAUUUCCUAUUACUCAUUCCAGUUCGAGCCACCAGACAACAUCACAUCAACACUCCCCCAUCUUAACCGGAUCUUAUGACAAUGGUUUUGAAACUUCCCCAUUGAAACGCAAGAAACUCUUGAAUAUAUUAAUGAAUAGAGACACACCGAUUCUUAGAACGGUUCUCGGUCAAGGUCAUGCAGAUAGUUCACAGGGGAUUCCUCUCUUACAUCCAGAUAGUCAAGAAACUCAAUUUAGAAUUAACAGUAACGGUUCAUCAAAUGAAAAUGAUAGACGCAGUAAUGUAGAUAUAGUUCAUGGAGAAUCUGCACAUAGUCCUUAUACCGAUGUUUCUAUAAUGGAUGAAGAUGAUAAGCAAUCAUCGCCACAAUCAUAUGCUCCGGAUGUUAAACCAGAAAUGAUCAACUAUGUACCAGUUCAAAAGCCAGAAUGGAAACGAUAUAAACAAUAUACAAGAAAUGAUAUCAUGUCUGCGAUUGAGGCAGUACGCUCGGGAAUGAGUGCUUUGCAAGCAGCACGUAAGUAUGGAGUACCCUCUCGAACUCUCUAUGAUAAAGUGAAAAAAUUAGGGAUUACAACGUCACGGCCAUUUAAGCGUGGCUCAAAUGGUAGUGGCGCUUGUUUCCCUUAUGGAAUCGGUGGUAAUUCAAAUGGCAAUAUCUACAGCGGCGCACUUUCAGAAAACGAAAAUGAAAAUAGUAGCGUGAUAGAGGAUGCUGGGCCUAUUCUUGAUACAUGUAAAUCAAGAGAUAGUCCUGUGGAUCUAAAGAUUCUAGAUACUACUCGUUGUACAUCUAGCCCCUCAGUACAUUCCGUGAAAGAACAAAGUAACGAAUAUCAGGUUGAAGAUCUUUCUGUAAGUCGUAAGACAGAUAUUCGUGUGAUAGUCCCGCCAACAUCAGUAAUUAAAAGCGAAGAAAAUAUGGUUUCCAAUUUUUGCAGUCACGAUUAACUUAGAUAUAUUUUUUUAUUUUUCAUUAUUACCAGUGUGUUCAUUUGACAACAACUAAACGUACUAUUUAUCGGUUAAUUAAAUCACAAACAAAUUUUUUAUAAAAUUUUUAAUAAUUUAAGAAUACCAAUUUAGAAAAAAUUACAUACAGAUAUUUAUAGUGUUCAGUA